Messenger RNA from Racocetra persica, 315 nucleotides. NCBI's taxonomy places the organism in Eukaryota, Fungi, Glomeromycota, Glomeromycetes, Diversisporales, Gigasporaceae. The record is from the annotation of a GenBank genome assembly.
UUGAAAGCCAGCAAGAUGAAAUCCAACAAAACGAUGUGAUUACUAGAGCUAGUUGCUCAUAUAUAGGAAACACAGAGAUUAAUGAAGAUUCAAGCUAUACGGCGAACAAAGAAACUGGCGAACCUGAAAAUAGAUUCACAAAGGACGAUCCUAUCUACAAGCUCUUUCAACGUGUCUUUGUAAAUGAUUCUUGGAGUUGUGCAUCUUCAAUUGAAAAACCUACUAUUCGGCAGGAAUCUUCCCCCAGUGAACGUCCAUUUUGUGCCAGAUGUGGUGGAAAAUCUCUACCAAAAAAGCGUUAUAAGUGGAGUCCAA